AUGGACAAGGGAGAUGCUGAAGGACAUUGUGCCAGUCCUUGCAAGAACCCUUGGCUAGCUAGUUGUGAGGAGAGCUACUAUGAGAUCACUAGAAAAAGCCAGCCAGAGAUGAAGGAUUGGGCUGAGGGCCAUGGAAUUACUGCUGGCUGCUGUCCUUACUCUGUUGGAGCUCAGAAGAGGGGGAGAGAGAGAGAGAGGAUGAGGUCUCUAAAAUCCUACAACUGUGAGCAAUGUGGGAAUGAUUUUGUCAGCCGCACCGCCUUGAGGUAUCAUUUCCGAGCAAAACAUCUUGGAAAAGUUCACUGUGAGAAAUGUGGUAGGGAAGUUUUGAGAGAAACACUUCGGGACCAUGAAGCGGCCAACCAUGAAAAAAUGACUGCUGAAAAACAAGGGUGUUUCUGGGACAUGCCUCCAAAGAGGGAAGCAAAAUUUGUGGCCACGGAAAUGUCUACCUCCUGCAGGAUGUGCCCAAGGCAAUUUGGAACAAUCCAUAGCAGGGAACACCAUGAGAAACAAGAUCAUCACUUCACAGCCAGCAAAAGAGCUCAAAUGGCCACUGGAUUUUCACCUGAUAAUAUCUUGGAUUAUAAAAAUCCAACAGAACUAAAGAGAUUUGUAGAAGAAAAGCUUCAACCCAUUCCAGGCCCUGCACGCAUUGCCUGUGCAACAGAUAUUGAGGCAAUUAUUAAUUUGAUCAAGGAAUGCUUCCCAUUACCAAUAGCUCGGCUAAUCAAGGGAGGCUCAUAUAUAAAAGGAACUGAUACACAAGGCUGGUCUGAUGUUGAUAUAGUGCUAUUUAGUGAAGCCUUUGAAAAUCUAGAAGACUGCAAAAAGAAACUGCCAGAAGUUAUAGAUGAUCUUGGAAAAAGACUGAAGAAAUCUUCAUGGGCCAGCAGGCUAAUGAUGGAGAAAAGGACCCAGUCAUCCUUACGGUUUCAUUUCAAAUGCUAUAAGAAUCACCAUGGUCACUCGUUUGAUAUCAUGCCUUGCUAUGACAUGCUGGGGCCUGCACCAUCAACAGGUUUAAAAGAGAGGUUUUACCACAAGAUCUAUCUCUGUAAUGACACGGAUGAAAUCCAGCUGUACUCAAUGUCCCUGCUGCAGUACCAGGUUGAGUUUAUCAAGGCAUCUACCAUGAAGGUGAAGGACCUGAUUCGUUUGGUUAAGCAUUGGUUCAGGACUUCAUUUGCUAAACCAACAGCACAAAAUAAGUUUCGCAGGCUUCCUUCUUCCUAUGCUAUAGAGCUCAUCACAAUCUCCAUCUGGCAGCUGGCAGGGAAGCCAGUCUUUUUCAGCCUGAUUCAGGGAAUGAGAGCUAUCCUGAAGCUUCUGGUUAGAUACCCAGAAAUAUGCAUUGUUUGGCACAAACACUACAGCCCAAACUCUACGAUUUUCAAAAAGGCGUUCCAGAAGCAAACCAGGCCAUUUGUUUUGGAUCCUGCAAACCCAACAUUUAAUGUGUGUGAGAACAGCAAUGCUUGGGAUGAAGUAGCUCAUGUGGCGAGACGGAGCCUCCUUAAGCCUCUUUUUAAUGGUGUGCAAGCGAAAGACCCCUGGCUUUUUACAAACGGCUGGUAA
This is a messenger RNA of Emys orbicularis (European pond turtle), 1578 nucleotides long. RefSeq names its product 2'-5'-oligoadenylate synthase 1-like. Lineage: Eukaryota; Metazoa; Chordata; Testudines; Emydidae. Gene Ontology annotation, biological process: regulation of ribonuclease activity. Gene Ontology annotation, molecular function: double-stranded RNA binding; 2'-5'-oligoadenylate synthetase activity. Gene Ontology annotation, cellular component: cytosol; nucleoplasm; membrane. The transcript is spliced from 9 exons. The record is from RefSeq and is a predicted model, not a curated record. The coding region runs from base 1 to 1578 and encodes 525 amino acids.